Leptosia nina is the source of this 213-nucleotide messenger RNA. Lineage: Eukaryota; Metazoa; Arthropoda; Insecta; Lepidoptera; Pieridae. The record is from the annotation of a GenBank genome assembly.
AUGGCCGGUUUACAACGUCUUUUGAAGCGCGUCGCUGUUAUCUUUCUGUUCGCCGCUGCGAAUUUAUUUGCUGCUACCAAUGGUCAACUGACGUUUUCUAGUGGAUGGGGCAAGCGGUCCGGCGAUGACGACGAGAUAACGAUUCAUUUAGACGACCAACUGCAGUUACCAUUAAAUACUGGUGGCCGCACUGCCUCGUUCGUCAACGAAUAG